Messenger RNA from Paecilomyces variotii, 1407 nucleotides. RefSeq names its product GDSL lipase/acylhydrolase family protein. Gene Ontology annotation, molecular function: hydrolase activity, acting on ester bonds. NCBI's taxonomy places the organism in Eukaryota, Fungi, Ascomycota, Eurotiomycetes, Eurotiales, Thermoascaceae. The record is from RefSeq and is a predicted model, not a curated record. Bases 167 to 1231 code for a protein of 354 amino acids. The transcript has 3 exons.
AUGGGCGGUGAUGAGGAUCAGAUAUAAUGAGGAUAGACCUCUGGAGGGAAGGCUUUUUUCUUCUCAGUUGAAAGAGAAUGUGGAAGCAAAUGCGCUGGGGCUCAUCUCACUCUGUUUACUAUUCGUUUGACAACCCAAGUCGCUCAUUCUCAACCUCUACGCGACAAUGAAACGUUCCUUAUCUCUUUUCCUGCCUGCCUUGGUUCUACACUCAGCGCUCGUAGCGGCAGAUUUUCCCGCUGCAUGGAAAACUUUCAGUUUCACGAGUCUGGUCGCUUUCGGGGAUAGCUAUACCGACGAAAGCAGACUGAAAUACUUCGAGGAUCACAAUGGGGAAGCACCUCCGGUUGGCUGGGUAGAGCCUAUAAACAACAAUACAUCCUCGGGAGGAUACAUCUGGCCACGACUGGUGGCAAACGACACCGGUGUAAACCUCUAUAAUUAUGCUGUGAACGGAGCCGUCUGCUCCAACAAGAUCACACCUCGUUGGUACUCAACGAUCAAUGCCGACUUCCCAUCCACACUGGAAUAUUCUAUUCCCGCCUACGUCGCAGAUAGUAACCACGUCACCUCCGAUGGGGAGCAGUUCCUCAAUAUCCCGCCAUUGGAAACCGCUUAUGCGGUCUGGCUCGGGGGAAACGACCUAGGCGUAGGCGGGUUUCUGGACGAUGCGGAAAUCCGCGGGAAAACAAUCCCGGAUUACGUGGAAUGCAUCUACCAGGUCUUCGACAAGAUCUACCAGAAUGGAGGACGGUUUUUUGUCCUUAUGAACAGCUCACCGAUGCAACUGGCUCCGCUGUUCGCGACGCCUGAAAAUGGUGGUGUCGGAUCUGACCAUUACUGGAUUCACAAACCGAAAAACAUCACUGAAGUCAGCUAUCGUAUGCAGGAACAUAUGCUGAUGACAAAUGAUGUCUAUAAGUAUAAGACGCCAUACGAACUCCUGAUUGCCAACAGGUAUCCAGGAGCACAUUUUGCUAUCAUGGAUACCAAUUCCUUGAUCACCGAUAUGUAUCAUAACGCAGACAAGUACCUAAACUCGCCAGCAAAUGUCACAGGGUAUCUUCGACAUUGCGGCGGGAAUCAUCACGGCUGCGAAAACCUGCCUAGUAAUAAUAACUUUUUUUGGUGGGAUGAGUUGCACCCCACGCAGUCCAUCCAUGCAGGGAUCGCGGAACAAUUUGUUGCAGUCGUUAAUGGGACAAGCCAGUACGCGACUUACUGGGGUUGAGCUCUUGGAUAGCCCAGAAACGAAAGUAGACGGAAAUAAUGAACGUUACCGAAUACAACUUCCAAUAUGAUGAGUAUAUGCUCGCAUGAAUAUGCAGGUCCCAAGAGAUGAAACAUAACGUAUACCGGAGAAGGCUCAGGGCCACAUCCUCACCUCCUACAGAUGGAAUAUGCACA